This is a messenger RNA of Pseudo-nitzschia multistriata, 4809 nucleotides long. The record is from the annotation of a GenBank genome assembly. NCBI's taxonomy places the organism in Eukaryota, Bacillariophyta, Bacillariophyceae, Bacillariales, Bacillariaceae.
GGCACUAAAGAGCACACGUACAUUUUGCAUACAUUACUUCUGUAGGUUAUGGGCACGUUCUGUCCUUGGUAUCUUUUUCGUUGUCACGACUAAUUCUGGUAAACUCGUUUGGAAAGGAUUUCACGGAACACAAAACAGAAUCUGUUCUAUCCCCAAAACCAACAAGUCCCACUGGUAUUAAUUUCCCUGGAGCGACACGAAACGACAUGCCUCCCUCGGACUCGGAAGCUCUUUUUGGCCGCAUUAUUCGUGCUUGGGUUCUUCCGGGACGCAAUGAACGGACGCAGUGCAGUGCAACGCAGUACUGUGCAACGCGGUACGGCACGGUGCGUCCCGUUCCCGGUGGUUUACGCGAACGACCCGUGUGCGACUGUUACCGGAGAACGAGGGGGGACUCGGAGCCAAGCAAGAGUCGUAACUGUCCACAAACGCGAAUUCCAACUUGAACGCGAACCCCGCKAUGGUUUCGUUGUCACGCAUCGUCGAUUGCUUGCGGUGUCAGCCUUUCGGUCCGCAAGACUUCCGCACAAAAACUCUCGUUGGAAAGCUCUCGGCCCAUAAUUUUCGGUUGCCAGCCCUUUGAAACACAACCCAACGCAACGCAACCCAACGCAACGCAAAGCAACGCACGGGGCACCAUCGAUUGCGCGACGAAACCCCAAUCGAAAGGCGUGGGCAAGGCAAUGGCAAACACCACAAACCAAACCCGAGGCAGGCGCAGCGGAAGCACCCUUCGCUCCGCUGCGGGGGGUGCCGCUGCAAGACUCGCCACGGUCGUGGCGAUCGGGCUUCCGACCCCUGUCCGUUCGGUAUUGCCACCCGCGCUCUCCGCCGCCACCUCGGAACCUGGCAACGCCUUUUCCCGGUCGCUUUCCACCGGAGACUUUGGCGCGGUCAACGAGCUGUUCGAGAACGCACGCAUCCUGGUUCCCGAGGAAUUCGAGGUGUCCGAGCGGGUGGCCUUUGCCGAUCUCGACCUGACCAUCCGGAACAUCGAGUGCUACGACAUGAGCCUCGGAGGCAUCGCCGUGGACCACGAACGGACCUCCGACACGAGCUUUCUGGUCACGGUGGGCGUCUCCGGCCUCGACGUGACGUGCGAGAUGAACUACGAGUACUCUUACGGGAUACUCUCGGGGGACGGCUGGCUCAAGAUCGAAACCGAGAACAGCCAGGCCUCCUCCUCCGUCUCCUUUUCGGGGACCGACUUCGAUCGGGCGCGCCCCCCGACCGGCUCGGCGGUGCAGGGCUGCGAGUCCGACGUGGGAAUCCGCGAGAUGGACUUCGAAGAAGACCUCGCGUCGGAGGUCCUCGAGGUCUUCCAGGGCCUGGUCCGCAACGCCGCCGAGCGGGCCAUCGGGGACGUGGCCUGCGAGGAGCUCUCCGUCGCCGGAACGAGCGUCCUGGGGAACCUGGUGGGAGAGGCGGCGGGCCGCCUCGAGCCCUACCUCGGCCACCUAGGCGAGGCUGCCACGGACCCCCUGCACCUGGAAACCGGCCUGGUGCUUCCCGAUGACCUGGAGGCCCUGGACCUGCAGGACACGAACGGGUACGUGGGCCGAACAGUCAGCGAGAUCCUCGGGUACCUGGAUGCUCACCUCGGGGCGUCCGCCCCCGGCUCGCCCGGCCAAGACCGGCAGGACCUGGUGGUCAACUCCCUCCUUCGUUCCUUUGUCUUGGAGGAGGACGGGUCCCUCCCGAUGGAUCCAGCCUCGAUGCCCUCCCUGGCGGACCAAAUCCUCUUCGAGGGACACGACCGGCUGACGGAAUUUUCCGUGACCCUGAACGAGAUCCGCCUCUUUGGCCUCGAUUCGAUCACGAGGCUCAACUCCUUUCGGAGGAUCGGAAAGCACACCCUCCAGAACGAACUGACCUGGGACUCGCUCUCCUUCGAGUUCGACCUCACCCUCGAUAUGAAGCCCUCGACGCUGGAGGAUGCCAUUCUGGUCGACCCGACCUCUCCCGGCAUCCGCGAGGACUUUACCAUCGGCUUUGCUCUAGAAAACAUCGACGUCGAGGUCUCUCUUCUCCUGGUGCUCGACGGGGACGCCAUGGGAUCCAUGGAACUCGGCCCGCUCUUCCAUACCGAGAACCUCCUUCCCUGCGUGCUCUCGGUGGUCCACGACGCUAGGAUUUCCGGGCUCGACGUCGAUCCAGCGUACGUCACCGACGGACCCACCCUGAGCGGCUUUGUGUCCUCGGGCCUCGACCGGUUCGUCUCCGAUUCGAUCGGGGCCGCGUUUUCCGUCUACGAGGCGAGCCUCCGGACGGCCGUCCCGAACCUCUUUCGGACGGAGGUUCGCGAGGGGAUCAACGCCUUCUUGUCGAGCGCCCGCGCAAGCAGCGGGGGCGUUCCGGGCUGUCCCGAGGCUCCAUCGUUCGACGAGGGAGUCCUKGAUUUUCGGGAGUUCCUCGAUCCCGAAAGCGGCGGCAGCUACGGCGACCUCGUUCCGGCGAUGAAGAAGAUGCUCGACGAAGAACUGAUUGCCACCGGCGACGAAACGGGACGACCCCGCAUCAACGAGGCCCUCGUGGCUCCGUUCACCGGGGCCCAGUCGGGCACCAGGGGGACCGUGGUGUUCCCCUUUGACUUGUUCCGCUUUGCGGCGCCGAACACCGUCUCGCAGCGAUUCGGAAUGGAAUCCCUCGAGCUCCGCCUGUUCGACCCCAAGAUCGAGAACAUCGACACCAUCCAGAAUCCAAUCAGGUUGUUCGAACCGAACGCGACGAGCGGUCAGAUCCUGGACAACUACGCCACCCUCGGCGUGCCACAGAGGAAGCUCCGGAUUGGCGUCAAGGGGCGGAUUGACGCGGAAGGGGAUCCGGCGCUCGCCACCACCAACGAGAUCGACCUGUCCGUGGAGCUCUCCGGCGCGGAGGCCUGGGUGUCUCUCAUGGCCAGGAUCGAUGCCGGAUCGCUCUUUCGCUUUCCGCUCCGGGACGUUGCCAACCCCGAGUGCUGGCUGAACACGCUCGAAAGCCCCGCGGCGAUUGGCGAGGGCCAAUCCACCGGCUUUGCCCUCGCGGGAGCGCUCCUGGACACCAGCGCGAUGGGCUUCAACGUGUCGUGCGCCUCCUGCACCGGUGCGGGCCCCUCGGUCUUCCCAGAGAUGAUGGGGUCGCUAGGGGCCGCGGGCGUAUCGGAGGUCCUCGGGGGCAGGCUCGUAAGGCUCGUCCUAGACCUGCUGCGCAGCGAUUCUACCCAGGCCUACAUCAACCACAGGUUGAUGGAUGCGGCGCUCCGCUGCCCGCACAGCCCGGAGUACGUUGGUCCUUCGGCGUCCUCUCGGGACGAUCUCGAGCAGGAGUUUCCCUCCCUCGACCACGGGUCCCUCGAGACCCUCGUCUUUGCGGCGGCGGUGGCAGCUGAGAUGGCGACCGUGGUAGUGGCAAGAGCACACGAAUCGUACGAUCUCGAAACGAGCUUUCCCCUGUCGGCCCAACACGACCUGGGUGCCAAGGACGACGCCCGGCUGGUGGACUUUACCGCCCUCGAGGAAUCGGUCGGGGAAAAGGCGAGCUCAGGAAUCGCCGGAUUUCUCGCGUUCCUCCACCGCGGUGCCGACGACCCAGGCGGCAAUGGGAGCCUGGGAGUCAAUAGCAUUCUGCGGGCGUCGCUUCUCGACAAAAACGGAGAGUUUUCCGUUUCAUUCGAGGGACCCGAGGCCACGAACGACGAAACGGGAAUAUCGCUGAAGGAGCUCAAGAUUUUCGGGCUCGACACGAUCUCCGAGCUGAAGGUGUUCGACGCGGUUGGGGCCCAAACCCUCCAGAACAAGAUCAGGUGGGACGAGAUCCGGAUCCAACUGGUGCUGUCGCUGGGACACAAGGGAGAUGCUUCCGCGGCUAAGAAAAGCGAGAUUACGGUUUCCGUGGGACUCUCUGGUGUCGAUUUGUCGCUGGCUCUGUUCCUCGAGAUGGAUCUCGAUCGCUUGGAGGCCCUCGAGUUGUGGUCGAUCAUGGAGACGACAAAAAUUCUCCCGUGCCUCGUGUCGGGGGCGCGUGAGGCACGUUUCACCGAGCUCGAGCUAUCGAUCGGUUCCUUUGCCGAGGUUUCGAUCGACGGGUUUGACUCGAGCGAGAUCGGUUCUGCUGCAAGCGAGAGCACGAAGCUCUUUCUGGAACAGUACGGGGAAGGGGUUGCCUCGUCGAUGCCCAAAUUCUUUGAUUCGACGGUUCGCUCCUUGUUGAACAAUUGGUUGAAACACUAUACGGGUGAGUUGGCGUCCGACAUGUGCAAGCACUCGCCGUCGAGGGGUUCCGGGUUUGUAGAUCUUCGUGACCUCUUGCAAACUGCUGCCAUUGCCACCCAUCUUGGCGGGACCGGGCUUUCCGGAUACGGAGACACCUUCCGAACAGCACUCGGUUUUGUCCGGGACCUGUUCAAAACCGAUGAAUCUACUGGGCUCUCCGGGUUCAACACAGUGGUUAUCGAACCACUCACGGCAUCGAACGACGGUGGGGCGGGUGCGAUCCAUUAUCCCGACGAUUUGUUCCACAGCGAAGAGAAGAUCAAGAUCGGAGCACUGGACACGAGUGUCCAGUUUCGAGCAUACGAUGCAAAGGUCGAGAACCUCAAUACCGUUGGGGCUCCCCUCGAACUGUUUGUGGGAAUCCCGGAAGAGCCGUAUCUCCUUAACAACACAAUAACGGCGGGGGUGGGGGAGCAGCCACUGCGAUUUUCCUCAACGGUUUUGCUCUCGCUUCAGGGCGAUGGUGAGUGGCGGCUCAUUGAAAGGAAAGAUUAAUUCUCUUUUUGUUGUCGCGAACUUACCUUCAUUUUUUUUUUUACGCACACACUUUCACUCC